AGAUUCCCUUAUAGCAUUGCAUGGGAUUUGUAAGUAAUUGAAAUAGGCGUAAUAUAAGUUGUUUCAAUGAGUAGUGUACGAUACAAACGCACCAGAGAUGAACUGGAAGAUGAGAUUCCACUUUCAAUGAAUGGGGAAAAUGAAGAUGUUAUUGAAAUGAACACAAUGAACACGAAUGAAGUUUUGGAGCCAGAGUUUAUAGAAGAGACAAUCCCGCCAAGUGAAACAGUGAGGCCGAAACGCCAAUAUAAGAAUUGCUUCCUAAUGUGGGCCAUUGUUUCAACUGCGCUUUUCAUUAUAAUGAUAUGCAUUGCCAUCGCUGUUCAUUCAUUUCCUAGAAAUAUCAAAUGGUGUUGCAUCAAUGCUGAAGAAAUGUCCAAGUGUCAUCACAUGUCAUUGUAUUUCUCAACGGAAGGAUUUGACCCAAUGUUUGAAUGUGUGGCUGCAACUUCUAUAAAUGAAUGCGUCGACCUGAUAGACACUGAUAAUGCCGACGCUUUCACAAUCCCCAACUCUCACCUGUUCAAAUAUCGAAAACAACUUCGACCUAUAAUGGGGGAAGAAUAUACAGCAGGCGAAUAUGGGACCUACCUCGUAGCUGUCACCAGAAAGUCGGAUCUUUUAUCAUUAUCAAGGUUGUCAACUUCAUCCGCUUGUAUUGGUGAUUUGAACCUGGUGGCUGGAGCUCUUGCAAAUCAUUCUUUGAUAAAUGUUUCACCCGGAAAUUGUAACGUUGAAUCUGCCAUUAAUAGUUUGUUUGUUGGUGAUUAUAACUUCACUGAUAAUUGUGUGAAUAACAGAUGUGGAUCAGAUGAUGCAAUCAAUUGUAUGGUGGAUUCCAAUGUUAAAACAGUUGCUUUCACCGACCAUGUUACAAUGUUGAAUCAACUUAAAUUAUCUCAUGGCAUCAAUCCAAAUGAUUACGAAUUACUUUGUCCUGAUGGUGGAAGUAAAAACGUGAGUGAAUUUAAUUCAUGUAAUCUUGGUUGGUCGCCCUCCAAUGCUGUGGUGGUGUCCAGUAAGUUACGAUCGGGAUCUGAUGUAGAUGUUCCUAUUGAUGUGGUUGAAGUGUUAUAUAUGGCUCAGUUAUAUUUUGGUGUUCACAGCAACACGUUUAACAUGUUCAAUAGUUCAACAUGGAAUAAAUCAAAUCUUCUCUUUCAAUCAUCAAUAAAACUUGUCCCACUAUCACGAACAUGCACAGCUGAGUCGUACUUGGGAGAAAGCUUACUUUCCAUGGAAUACGCACGAACUUGUAAAGUUGUCACACCAACCAAACACCACUCAUGUUUUAAACAGUUUUGAAGAAUAUAAAAUCACACUAAGUAAUGUUACCUUCAAAGUUUAUUUGUAAAAUGUUUUUUUUUAAUUUGUUCAAAUCAAUUAUAACCAGGGUUGGAUUUCUUGCUUAAUCCCAUUAUAAUGUGUUUCAGAAGCUUAAUAUAUAUUUUAAGAUUAACAGAUCAAUGUUCCGAUAGUUGCGAGAUGCUUCAAACACAGAUUGCAAUAAAUUGGAUUGUUAUAUUACCUGAACUAACUUGUAGUUCCAAAGCUUCAGUUUUGUAAAUCUAUCCCUGGUUAUAAAUCUUCACAUAUUCUACUAUCAUAACCAUAUAGUUCAAACACAUUUUAUACUAAUAGUGCUGGUUUUGCUGUAUGUUUUAUAUAUUUCCGAUAACAAAUAUUACAGUGGUAUUAUCAAAUGUAUGUUUACCCAUUUGCCAUGUAGUAUGUACACAAAUCGUUUUAGCUGCAACUUAUAAAUGCUUAUAUACUGCCUUUGUAUUACACUUUUAUAAUAGUAAGUGCUAUAUUGUAUUUGUCCCUUUGUUAGAAGUAUGGUACAUUUAUCUUUGUAUAUUCUGUAAAAACGUUUGUCUUUCCAUGAUUUUUCAUAUAUUUUUAAACUUGUGAUGUUUCUUUUUGGACACUAAUUGUGAUAAUAAAAGUAAAGAUUUCUUA
Molecule: messenger RNA, 1962 nt
Organism: Ciona intestinalis (vase tunicate)
Lineage: Eukaryota; Metazoa; Chordata; Ascidiacea; Phlebobranchia; Cionidae
Source: RefSeq, a predicted model, not a curated record